GCCAGGGCAUCGUUAGCAUCUACGGAAGUAGAUCGCGGAGGGCGCGGGUGGGCCUCGUCGGAGUGUUGGGAUUUGAGCUGCGGUUCUCGAACCCAGUAUCUCGAAAUGCAUCGUGACUCCUGUCCAUUAGAUUGUAAGGUGUAUGUAGGUAAUCUUGGAAACAAUGGGAACAAGACUGAAUUAGAAAGAGCAUUUGGCUAUUAUGGACCGCUCCGAAGUGUGUGGGUUGCUCGAAACCCUCCUGGCUUUGCUUUCGUUGAAUUUGAGGAUCCCCGAGAUGCUGCUGACGCUGUCCGAGAGCUAGAUGGAAGAACACUAUGUGGCUGCCGAGUAAGAGUGGAGCUGUCCAACGGUGAGAAAAGAAGUCGGAAUCGUGGCCCCCCUCCCUCUUGGGGUCGUCGCCCUCGAGAUGAUUACCGUAGGAGGAGUCCUCCACCUCGGCGAAGAUCUCCAAGGAGGAGAAGCUUCUCUCGAAGCCGGAGCAGGUCACUUUCUAGAGAUAGGAGAAGAGAGAGGUCUCUGUCUCAUGAGAGAAACCACAAGCCGUCUCGCUCUUUCUCUAGGUCUCGUAGCCGAUCUAGGUCAAAUGAAAGGAAGUAGAAGACCAGUUUGCAAAAGAAGUGGUGUACAGGAAGUAACUUCAUUUGACAGGAGUAUGUACAGGAAAUUCAAGUUUUGUUUGAGACUUCAUAAGCUUGGUGCAUUUUUAAGAUGUUUUAGCUGUUCAUGUUCCCUUAAGCAAGAUUGAAUUUGCUUUGAACUUUAGUUUUUCAUAGACUGAAAUAAAUCUAGAUCCUGCCCAGUUAAAGUGUGAUGUACUAAUGAUAAACCACUGAUGGAAAUUGAAAAACCUAGUUUCUUUAGUAGCUGGGACACAGUCUGGAGCUGUGGGUGAAAUGAUAAGCAGUCUUUAAAAGCUGCUGUUAACACAAGUUAACAGGGGAAGGGUGGGAACUGUACUCUGAAGAUUUUCAAAGAGGUUCCUCACUGAUUGCUAUCUAUGGAGGAAGCUGUUUGUAACAUUCUUUAUUUGGAAAUGGAAGACUAAGUUACCAGUUGGUUUAAGGGUACAUUGUAGAGCUGAACCUUUGAGUUACUGUGCAAGAUUUUUUUUCAUGCUGUCAUUUGUAAUAUGUUUGUGAGAGUCCUUGGGAUUAAAGUUUUGGUUACAAA
This is a messenger RNA of Arvicola amphibius (Eurasian water vole), 1173 nucleotides long. Its product is annotated as serine/arginine-rich splicing factor 3-like. Gene Ontology annotation, cellular component: nuclear speck. Gene Ontology annotation, biological process: mRNA splicing, via spliceosome. Bases 106 to 600 code for a protein of 164 amino acids. Gene Ontology annotation, molecular function: RNA binding. The transcript has a single exon. Lineage: Eukaryota; Metazoa; Chordata; Mammalia; Rodentia; Cricetidae. The record is from RefSeq and is a predicted model, not a curated record.